AUGCUACACGCAGACCUACCUAAGAAAGAUAUCCAAAAAUUCCAAGGGGAUCCCUCGAAAUAUUGGUCAUUUAUGCGCUGUUUCUCACCUUCGAUGGAUUACCUCCCAAUGGACGAUGAUGCAAAGUUGGUCCAUCACAUUCAGUUUUGUGAAGGACCAGCAAAGGAAGCCAUUGAAGAAUUAGUGAUCUUAGAUGGUCAGGUGGGUUACAGAAAGGCCAAAGAAACAUUGAAGAAGCGUUUCGGGCAAAACCACAUUAUUGCUCGUGCUCUCAUUACAGAUGGAGCACCUAUACAUAUCAAUGACAACCUGAGUCUGAUGCCGAUGACUCAACAGAUGAGGGUAUGCGAGGCCACACUAACGCAAUCGAAUUACGAGUCUGACAUGAAUGCUAACAGAACUUUAACUAUCCUGCCUCUCCCACCUGAUCCUCUUCUGUCUGGUAUCUUGCCUGCUGAAUGUCUCUAA
This is a messenger RNA of Echinostoma caproni, 468 nucleotides long. The record is from the annotation of a GenBank genome assembly. Lineage: Eukaryota; Metazoa; Platyhelminthes; Trematoda; Plagiorchiida; Echinostomatidae.